This is a messenger RNA of Helianthus annuus (common sunflower), 679 nucleotides long. Its product is annotated as late embryogenesis abundant protein Lea14-A. Gene Ontology annotation, cellular component: cytosol. Bases 62 to 532 code for a protein of 156 amino acids. Lineage: Eukaryota; Viridiplantae; Streptophyta; Magnoliopsida; Asterales; Asteraceae. Gene Ontology annotation, biological process: response to desiccation. The transcript has 2 exons. The record is from RefSeq and is a predicted model, not a curated record.
ACAUUCUCCCUCAAAACUCAAAACCUAACGAAAUCUCACAUCUUUCAAUCUCACAAUAACAAUGGCAGGAUUGGUGGAUAAGGCGAAGGAAUUCGUGGCGGAGAAGAUCGCCAACAUGGAGAAGCCGGAAGCCGCCGUCAAAAACGUCGAUCUGAAAGGCGUCAGCACCGAGUGCAUCACCUACAAAGCCGACGUCAAUGUUUCGAAUCCGUACAGCACUCCCAUUCCUAUAUGCGAGAUCUCCUACACCUUCAAAAGCGCCGGCAGGGUCAUAGCUGAAGGAACGAUUCCAGACCCUGGCUCGUUAAAGGCAAAAGGCGACACGAUGCUAGAUGUGGGGGUUAAGGUGCCGCAUAGCGUGUUAGUGAGCCUAGUGAAGGACAUUGGUGCGGAUUGGGACAUAGACUAUGAACUCAAUAUUAUUCUCACUGUUGAUCUCCCGGUCGUUGGUAACCUCAACAUUCCGGUGAAUAGUGUAGGUGAGAUUAAACUCCCUACACUAUCCAGUUUAUUCGGAUCGAAAACCGAAUGAGAAGACCCGUGUGGAUUGUGUGGUCAUAUUAUAUGAUAAUACUUGUAUAGGACUAUACGUAUACAUUUGUUUUUAAUACUUUGUAGUGUAUACAUAUGUAUACUUGAAUUUUAAGGGAUGAUAUAUAACGAUAAUAAUCCUCUUCUA